AUGGCGUCGUCGAAGGGAGGAAACACAACCGCGCAUAUGAAUACUCUCCACCAGCGUCUUUAUCACGCUCUCAAUCUCGGCUUCAGGAGAGUAAGUGAUGAUAAGGAGAAGAAAUGGGAGUGUACUGAUAUCGAGAUACAGAGACACGUCGUUAAAUCGAUUUCAGCUUUUCUUGAUUGUUUCUCUCGUGCAACAGCUAAUCAUCGUCUCAUCAAGGAUUCAGUUUCUGAUAUAGCAAGGGCAUUGGUGUUUAUUCUAGGGUUUAGAAACAGAGCUGUGGUGGGUUUAGCAGCUAAUGUGCUCAUUAAGUUGCUACGUGUUGUUCAUCCUUCUUUCUUGCAAACGUAUUCGUUGGAUCUUGUGGAGUCUUUGGUACCUUUGUUGAGUGUUCGGCAAGUGGAAGUUUCUCUUCCUUGUGCUGUUGCUUUGAAUGUGAUUCUUGUAAACGUUAGAGAAAGUAAGGAGAAAGAAGUGUGGAGGGUAUUAGAAGAGGGGAAGACUGUUGUUUUGGUGGUUGGUAAUCUGCAGAAGUUUUAUGAAGGGAAUGUGUCAGUGGAAUGGUUUCAGGAGAUGGCUUCGCUUUUGAGUACUGUAAUGUUGAAAUGGCCUCAGUCUAGGUAUUCUGUUUGGAGCAAUCCUGACUUGAUGGGUUUAUUGGAGAGUCUUAGUCAAAAGCCUGAUAUGGAUGUGAAGUUGGCAGCUUUGAAGCUGUAUUCUUCUGUAGCGCUUUGUGGCCAUGGUGCCAGUGAGCUUCUAAAUAAUGGGAAGCCUAUGUUGGAUUUGAUGAUUAGCUGCAUGGACGAAUCAAGCUCCCCAAAUGCUCGAGUUGAAGGGUUUAAGCUAGCACAAAGGCUUGCGACAGGUAACAGAGAAUGCUUGAAGAUGAUCAACAUGUGUUCUGAGCCUCUAGUAAAGACUACAAUUUUGACCAUAAGGUCGGGAAAGCUUGAAAAUGAUCGGAUGGCAUUGCUUGUUGAGGCUUGUAAACUGGCUUUAAUCACUCGUUGGGAAGGAAAACAUCAUAUUUAUUUCUGGAAGUAUCGGAUCUCACAGGCGCUUCUUAGUCUUGUGGUAGAGAAUUUUUGUAGUGAAUCCUUGGAUGGUUAUUCUUCGCUGGAAGAAGAAAUUUCUGUUGCUGAGAAGAUACUCAAUGCGAAUUUUCUACCUAGUCUGAGGUCAUAUGUUUGGGAUAUAAUUGGAUUCUUGGCAGCUCACUGUGAGGAAGAUUUCGAUUCCAUUUCGCGUGGAGAUGAACUCCACCUCAACUUUCUUGUCACAUGUGCAUGCUUGACCUUUUCAAGGUCAGUUCAGAAAGGCUAUCAGAUAUGUCAAAAGGAUAGCAUCAGCGCCUCUCAAAGUGAGUCAGCCUCAAGAGCAGUUCUAAUGAUGAUAUAUUCUCCCUCCAAAUACAUAUCAUCAAGGGCCAGAGUUACCCUCUCGUUCAUCAUAGGAGAAGAUGGUGAGCAGAAUUUGUAUUCUCUUGUAAAUUUCCUAAGUUAUAUUCCAUCUUCUGGAGGUUAUGUACUCCCAAAUAUACUGCAAACUACCGUCUGUUUGGUGGGCUUGGCAUGCUAUUCCUCGAUCCCUCAGUAUGCGAAUUUCAUUUUAAGAAACCAGGGUUUGGAGAUACUAUUGUCUUUCUGUAGCUGGUAUCAAAGGAAUCGUGAGAAUGUUGGAGCAUCGAGUUUUGUUCCUUAUCCCCAGAGCAGUGCUGAGAAGAGGAUAUGUUGCUGGGAAUGUACGGAAGACUGGGACAACAAAGAUGCUAUUCUUCUUUAUGCUCUCUUGGCUCUGACCGAGUUGGUAAAUCAUUCUUUCUCUGAACAGAUGCACGCCGAAGAAUUUUCAACCAAGAGAGAAAGUGUGAAAGAUCGGUUAUGCACCACACUUCAGGAGAUCCGAGAUGGAAGUUACGGCUCCGGUCCAAGGUGGUAUGCUGCAUACAUCCUAAGCUAUUUUGGAUACUAUGGCUUCCAAGAUAAGUUGGGAAAAAGACUAAUGGGAGCUUACAAAGAUGAGGAAUGUAGUGAUAUGCGACUCAUGUUUGCUAAUGGGAAUAAUGCGAGUGUAAACAAAGUUAUUCUCGCUGUCAGGUGUCCAACGCUACUGCCUCCCAAGGAGGGAGCUCACAGUGGCUCGAUACCAACUGAGAAAUCAGGGAGAACGGUUCAAGAAAUUCGCAUGUCUGCCAAUGUGGAUACUUUGGCGCUUGUUAAGUUAUUGGAAUUUGCUUACUCUGGGUAUGUGCAAGUAGAUAGUACGACGCUGAAAAAGCUGAAAACCUUGGCUAGACAUUGUAAGUCAAAGGUUUUGCUGCAGAUGCUCUGCAGAGGAAGACCCAAGUGGGGGUCUUCAAUUCCUAAAAUUGAUCUACCCCUUGCCCUCACUCCUAAGCUCAUCCAUUUCUCGGAUGUUAUAUUAGUACCUAAAGAAACAAACAUGGCUGGCUUCAACUGCCGUUUGUGUUCCUCAACAUCUCCUCACGCCCACUCUCACCGGGUUAUACUAUCGUCAGGCUGUGAAUACCUACGUGCCUUGUUCCGGUCUGGAAUGCAGGAGAGCCAUUUGGAUAAGCUUAACGUCCCUGUGAGCUGGCUGGGUUUAACUAAGCUUGUAAAUUGGUUCUACUCUGAUGAAUUACCAAAACCUCCAUCGGGUUGCAAAUGGAACAACAUGGACACCGAUGCAAAACUACAGGAGCUUCAAGCUUACGUGGAGAUAUACUCUCUUACCGAAUGGUGGAUAAUGGAAGAUCUCCAAAACGACUGUGCUAAAGUGAUUCUCACUUGCUUGGAAUCCGCUAGAGAGUUAUCGAUCAAAACAAUCGAAUUAGCUGCAACUUUCUCGAUGUGGAAACUGGUGGAAGCAGCUGCUGAGCAUGCAGCUCCUAUUUACCAUCAGCUUCGUGACUCAGGUGAGCUCGAUGAGCUAGAUGACGAGCUGGUUAACUUGAUCCGAACCGCUGCCGUUCAGUUUUCUCAACAGGGUGGUUGA
Eruca vesicaria subsp. sativa (arugula) is the source of this 2994-nucleotide messenger RNA. NCBI's taxonomy places the organism in Eukaryota, Viridiplantae, Streptophyta, Magnoliopsida, Brassicales, Brassicaceae. The record is from the annotation of a GenBank genome assembly.